This is a messenger RNA of Suncus etruscus (white-toothed pygmy shrew), 1776 nucleotides long. RefSeq lists its product as uncharacterized. The record is from RefSeq and is a predicted model, not a curated record. Bases 1 to 1776 code for a protein of 591 amino acids. Gene Ontology annotation, biological process: negative regulation of transcription by RNA polymerase II. Gene Ontology annotation, cellular component: nucleus. NCBI's taxonomy places the organism in Eukaryota, Metazoa, Chordata, Mammalia, Eulipotyphla, Soricidae. The transcript has 5 exons.
AUGAAGGCAGCAGAAAGUUGUGAACAUGAGGUGAACUCUACUACUUUGAAGAACUUCAAAUACAGUAGCCCUGAGGAGAAGUCAGACUGUUUGUGCAACACCAUCACAUCAAGAAGAUGUGUGCAACAGAUACUUCAGAGUAAGAAGGAAAAUAGUGAAUAUGUUUGCCAAAUAUCAGUUCUUGCCUUGAGAUGGCGAGUUGCACAAACACGAACACAUUUUAUACCAAUGGGUAUGCCUAUGCCAUGUAACAGCUCAUCUCCAACCACAGCCUCACCCCCAACCCAGCGCUGCUCAGAUUCUUCAUCUGCAACAUCCUCAGAACACAAUGAACCCCACGUUGAUGAGCCCCGAGUCCCAGUGCCUGCCCCAAAGAUAGUCCAGGAAACAGAGUUUCUUUCUCAGCUCCCAAAAAUCAGCGGAGCAGCAGCUCCCACCAACACCUUCCCCGGAUCUCGGUCAUUUCUGCCAGGGCUGAGAGGCCACGCCUGCUCCUGCUGGAGACUGCGAGGUGCUGCUGUCCCCCACAGAAGCCAGUCGGACUUUGACGGAACCCUGAGGAGGACCCUUGAGGACCGUGAGUUUCGGGGACAUCUGCCCAGAAGGACAGAGCCUGUGUCAGUGACUGCACUUCUUCAUUCUGUUAGUACAUCCACCAUCCACUUCCUUCAAAAACGGGAAGACAGCAUCAUGAGCACUCCAGGGUGCACAUAUCAGCGGGGCCCUCACACUCCCUCUCUUUCCCAGGCCUGUGCCCCCAACCAGCAUCCGUGCACACACCUCCUGCCUCCGAACAUGCCUGCUGCCUGUGCCACAUGUGACACCAUGCCUCGCAAUCAUAGGUGUGUGGUGUGCAUGGUUGAGGAAGCGCUUCAGCACCCACUGGAGACCUGGCAUCAGGAGAAUGUGCCAGAGGCCGUGGCGGCUCCUGCUCCGUCCCAGGCUCCCAGCAACCCUGGCCAUAAUGCCGUAGGGGCCCCUGUCUCCCUAGGGCACCUGGCUAUCUCUCCCCAAAGUAACGGUGUCAGCAGGCCAGUGGGAGGGCCCGAUGGUAGGGAGGAGGAAGGAGACCUUGAGGCCUCCCUCCUAGAGGAGCUGUACGACAAGAUGGCUUAUCUCUUGGGGUUCCUGCUCCUCAAGUUCCGCAGUCAGGAGCUGAUCACGAAGGAGGAAAUGCUGAGAGCCGUCCUGAAUGGCGAUGAGGCUCACUACUCCCUCAUCUUCAGCCAGGUGUGCGAGUGCUUGCAGCUGGUCUUUGGGGUGGAUGUGAGGGAGGUUGACCCCCAGUUGGAGAGCUACAUGCUGGUCACUACCCUGGGCCUCACUUACCAAGGCAUGGUGGGUCCUGAGCAGCCCAUGCCCAACAGUGGCCUGCUGGUGAUGACCCUGGGGAUCAUCCUGCUGGAGGAUGACUGUGCCUCUGAGGAGGACAUGUGGGGAGCACUGAGUCUGGUGGGGGUGUAUCCCGGGAGGGAGCAUUUAAUCUACGGGGAGCCCCGGGAGCUCCUCACCAAUGCGUGGGUGCAGGAGCAGUACCUGGAGUACCAGCAGGUGCCCGGCAGUGACCCUGCCCUCUACCAGUUUCUCUGGGGCCCCAGGGCCCGCGCGGAGAUCCACACAGACCACAUGGUGGAUUUCCUGGUCAGGCUCUAUAAGAGCGCACGCAGCUCCUUCUUCACCAUGCCUGAUGUGUCCCAGAUUCAACCACAGGCAGGGGGCGGCCCGCCUGACCCUGACACCCAGAGUCCCAGAGGGAGGGGGAUUUCCAUGGUUUAG